AUGUUACCCUCAACAGAUGAUAUAGCGAAGUUCAUAUCCAUCGCUUCAGAGGCCAACGAAGGGACAGCCCUUAGAUUUUUGGAGGGAGCGGAAAGCGUCGACGAUGCUAUCAGCCGGUAUUAUGAAGCCCAGAAUGAGCCCAAUCCAACGGCCCUUACUAUGGAUGCGACGGAUGCCGGGGCUGAUACGCGCCCCCCACCGUAUGCACGUUCAGCAAUCAGCGGAUCUACAUAUCAUCACACCAAUAUUUUCAUUGGAGCUGCCAGCAUUCGCUCUAAAGAUGAACAAGAUAUGAAGGCUGCCCUACACAGCAUUCAGCAGGAAUGUCUCAUCUUCAAUAGCGAUAUUGAGCCAGAGCAUACUACGCAAUUUUAUAAUUGUGAUUGUGAUGUCCACAAAUACAAAGAUAGAAAGGCAGCCCGGCUUCCUGUCCAAGAAUUGUGGUCAAAAGCAGUCAUAUAUCCAGGUGAAUCAGCCUAUCAUGACAGCCAUUCAUCGGCUCUGAUUAUGAAGAAUCCAUAUAGUCGUGUGCCCUCGCCAUUUCCGCCUACAACUCCCGGGACUUUUAAUAGGGCGAAGCCUACUGCGUCUGGCUACAACCAGUAUCUUCAGAAGACCAUACAAUUGAACAUAUCCCUCAAUGAUGCGGCACAGGCUGCUAUUGAUGCCAAAGAGCCAGCCUCUACCAUAUGGAAUAUCGAAACCCCAGAUCGCUCUGUGUCAAAUGAGGCAGACGCUGCUUCUUCUGGUACCCAGCGACCAGCUGCCGAAGGGCUCACCCAUCAAAAUAAUGCCUCACGUCCCCUCACGGAAAGCCCCAAGCGAUCCGCAUUUGGUAGUCUGAAAAUGAUCUUAUCGAAGAAAACGUCGGAGCAGAAGGCAGAUAAGGCAGUUAUUCACAGUAAGGAGCUACGCGUGGCUAUCUUAGAGGAGGAGCAAGGCAGAUGGCCAAAUCUAGAAUGGCGACAGCUCGUGACAGCCUACCAAGAAGCAGUUAAAAUAAGUCAGAAGAUCGCCGAUCUUCGAGCCCGGCAGCCUAUUCAGUAUCUCCAUCUCCUCCGAGCAGGGUAUUUUGAGCCUAUUCCAGAGGCUUGGGUAAAGCUGACGUUUAGCCCUCUCAAACUGUCCAUCGACGCAUUCGGUGGGUGGAGAGGAGUCACCCCCAGUUGGAGAGGGUAUAAAGAUCUCGCCGAGGAACGUCUAUACUGGGCGAUGAAUAACAUAGAGGGCAUUGUUGGAAAGAAAACGAAGCCCGAUGUCAUCUCCGCGAUGAGUAUGGCUCGAUCUAGAAUGGAUACUGCGACUGGGGUACCUACGGAAUACUUCUCACACGAUGAUAUCUGCAACGCUCAACCCAACUCUAGGGCUUACUCGAAACAGGUCAUGACUCCUUUCAGGGCUGGUGGGGUACCGGUAGCCCCUUCGGACGAAACUAUGAUUCUUCUAGAGGUUUCAAAGUCUAUGGAUUCCGCACCGCUUCGCCCGAAUUAUAAUGAGCACCUCAUUACAGGUUAUUCCGUCUCAAACCAGCCAAAGAGCAAAGAUAUCGCCCAGGCCAUCAUACGUCGCUUUACCCAGGCAAUGAUCAAUCACGACCACGGUACCAGAGGCUAUCAAUUUGUCACAUUCGCAGAUCAGGGCCGCUACGUAGGCCUCAUCAACCACCAGAGCUUCGAACAGAUAUGGUCGAACAUUAAAUUCAGGGGAGAAACUCGGCUGAUGUCAGGCUGGCAAAGAGCCAAGGAGCUCCACUUCCAAAAGCACUCUGGAACAGCAAUCCAUCACCCUAUGUACGGGUGGCAAGCUGGUCCAGAAACACCCAUACUGAGACUACUUAUCAUUCUCGAUGGCGAAGCCGCAGAUAUGAAUGAAUUCCAUCUCGAUCUGCUCGGCCUAUCUUGGGUUUAUGUCACGAUCUUCCUGAUGGGUGCAGAUAGAUGUCCACAGCAUCAUCGUCUUGCAAACGAGCUACAGAGAAUCAGCAAUAUCAAUCCCCGUAUCUCUUUCCUAGAUGCGCAAGGGAAUAUGCCGGAGCGUUUCAUUACUCAUGAACUGCUCAAGCGACAUCUCGGAUACAAUGUUUCGUUUUCUGAUUUUGAGACAUUGGAGCAAGCGACGGUGGAUCUACCAUCAUAUGUUGAGUGA
Molecule: messenger RNA, 2145 nt
Organism: Penicillium coprophilum
Lineage: Eukaryota; Fungi; Ascomycota; Eurotiomycetes; Eurotiales; Aspergillaceae
Exons: 5
Coding region: 1-2145 (714 amino acids)
Source: RefSeq, a predicted model, not a curated record